AUGAUAACGGACGUUACGAGCACUAAACGGCCCGUGGAAUCACGCAAGUGCAUUGUUGUAAUGUGUGCGGAUACGCGUUAUCAUGUUGUUAGAACUGCUGCCGUAUCGCUUGGUUGGCACGUGGAGGACGGGGAACGUGAUGAUGUACCCUCCUCCUUUCAUGGGAUUUCACUAAAUAAAGAUAUGAAUUCCCUUAGUGAAACAAUUUCUCUUCUCGGCGCCAAGUGUAAUGCGGCUCUAAAUCCUCAGAUAAUUUGGCUGGACAAAAGCGUUUUAUCGUCCCGUGUCGCUGCGUUAUCGUGCUUCCAUCGCGUCAAUCACUUCCCAGGCAUGCAUGUGAUUGCACGUAAAGCUACCUUGUUUAAGCGGCUCAUGCGUAUCCGCCGCCAACACGAUCUGUCGCCAACGUUAAGGCGUUCACUUGACGCGUUUCCAUGGAGUUUUUCCCCUUCCACAGAGUUACUUCAACUUGAGAGGUUUAUUAGCGAUGGACGUGAAGGGGAAAUCUUUAUACUUAAACCAAAUAAAGGAUGUGAGGGGAAGGGUAUAAUCAUUACAGCGGAACCUCUACAUGUUGUGGAGAGGAUGACAGAUGAGGAAAGAAAUGAGUGCCUCGUACAACAGUACGUGCCGCAUCCCCUUUGUAUUGACCGUAAGAAGUUUGAUUUGCGUAUUUAUGUCCUCGUGACGUCUGUUGUUGUCGGUAAGCCGCCUCGAAAAGGGUUCCGCGGUGCAGCUCCGCCAAAAGAAACGCAUGGUGGAUCUUCUUUUCCUCUAAAUGGGCUUCAGUUGUUUGUUCAUAAGGAGGGUUUGGUGCGUAUCUGCACAGAAGACUAUGCGACCCCCAACGCAAGCAACUGUAAAAGACAGGGCAUGCAUUUAACCAAUUACGCUGUUAAUAAGCGGGCUCAAGGGUUUUCGGUUGGUGAUGUUUUGAAUACAGAUGAUAGUAGCAGUAAUGGGAUUUGUGAAGGAAACAAGCGAGACUUCAAGUUUUUGGAGCAUUACAUCAAUGGCCUUGUUGGGUGCAAAUCCGAUACAACUGAAGAUGAUGUUUCCGGCGGCGAAACCACAUCACGCUGGGAACGUGUCUUGCACCGAAUCGACAGAUGUAUUUUACUGACGGUACUUUCCGGAUUGGAGAAUUUGCGGCGAGAGUUUAUUGGAACAGGAGCUUCACGUGGUUCACGAAGCGACGGUCGUAACUGCUUUGAGUUACUUGGAGUUGACAUUUUGUUAACGGAGGAUUUAAAGCCUGUUCUUAUGGAGGUAAAUCAUUCCCCUUCCCUAUUUUGCGACUCCGAUUUUGACUUUCGAACAAAACACCGCGUACUGAUGGAUGUAUUUCGUUUGCUAGAACCAUAUGUGCCUUCGCUUGAGAAUUGUAAUGAUGCGGCGUAUGCAACACUUCAGGAGUCCAUAACUGCGGGAGGUAACAUGUCUUCGACGGGGUUUCGACAAAUAUCUCCUUUACGCGUGGGUGGUGAUGACUGGGCGGAUGAAGAAAUGCAAAUGUUUGAGGAAAUGCUUCGUCAUGCAAACGGGUUGAGGUAA
Molecule: messenger RNA, 1554 nt
Organism: Trypanosoma brucei brucei TREU927
Lineage: Eukaryota; Euglenozoa; Kinetoplastea; Trypanosomatida; Trypanosomatidae
Exons: 1
Coding region: 1-1554 (517 amino acids)
Biological process (GO): microtubule cytoskeleton organization; protein polyglutamylation
Cellular component (GO): cilium
Molecular function (GO): tubulin-glutamic acid ligase activity; tubulin binding
Source: RefSeq, a predicted model, not a curated record